Molecule: messenger RNA, 1572 nt
Organism: Malassezia vespertilionis
Lineage: Eukaryota; Fungi; Basidiomycota; Malasseziomycetes; Malasseziales; Malasseziaceae
Exons: 2
Coding region: 1-1572 (523 amino acids)
Molecular function (GO): acyl-CoA dehydrogenase activity; flavin adenine dinucleotide binding; heme binding
Source: RefSeq, a predicted model, not a curated record
AUGUCGACACAACCCAAGACAGCGAAGGUCUACCGUCGUGUUUCGCGCGAUGAAGUCGCCAAGCACAACAAACCCGACGAUCUCUGGAUCAUUGUCGACAGUUACGUGUACGACCUGAGCGACUUUAUUGAUGUCCACCCGGGUGGCGAGGCUGUUCUGCAACAGCCUGACAUUGCGGGCCAAGAUGCAACAGAGACGUUUUUUGGUCUGCACAAUGUUGCCAUCCUGCAACGCCCGGGCACGCAGAAGAUGAUUGUUGGGCAGAUCGAGGGCGAAGAGUCGGAGGUGCGCUACCCUCAGGCCGGUGAGCUUUCGCAAGUCCCAUAUGCAGAGCCUACCUGGCUGCUGCCCAAGUACAAGUCGCCGUACUACAACGAGUCGCACCGCCGCCUCCAGAGAGAGAUGCGGACUUUGGUCGACGAGCACGUCAUUCCAGAAUCACGACUUCGCGAUGCGGACGGCAAGCGUCCCGACCCCAAGCUUGUGCAAAUGUUUGGCAGAAUCGGGCUUAACGCCAUGCAAAUGGGGAGCGGCAAGCAUUUGCUCAGACGCAAACUAUUUGCCGAUAUUCAGCCAGAAGAGUUUGACCACUUCCACGAGUUGAUCAUCAAGCAAGAGUUUGCACGCGUUAGUAGUCGUGGAUUCAUGGUUGGCUUGAGUGGGGGUAUGGUCAUUGGACUGCCACCCAUUCUCAAUUUUGGCUCUGACGACCUGAAGGAGGAGAUUGUCGAGCCCGUUUUGGCCGGCGAAAAGUUUAUUUCGCUUGCAAUUACCGAAGCGUUUGCUGGCAGUGAUGUAAGGGGGUUGAAGACGUACGCAAAGAAGACCGAAGACGGCGAGCAUUACAUUGUCAACGGCACCAAGAAGUGGAUUACCAACGGCCAUUUUGCCGACUACUUUACUACCGCCGUGCGCACGGACGAGGGCUAUGCCAUGAUUCUGAUCCCGCGUGCUCUUGGCGUAGAAACGCGCCCUAUCCACACAUCCUAUUCUUCCUCUGCAGGCACUGCAUUUGUCAUGUUCAACAAUAUCAAGGUGCCCAGUCGUUACUUGGUCGGCAAGGAUGGCAUGGGUAUUCCGAUUGUCCUUUCCAACUUUAACCACGAGCGCUGGGUCAUUUGCUGCGGCGUUGCUCGUUCUUCGCGCGCUGCCUGUGAAGUGCUGUUUAAGUGGAUGAUGCAGCGCAAAGUGUUUGGCAAGCCGCUGUCGAACCAGGCUGUUGUGCGUCAAAAGCUUGGGUUCCUGCUUGCACAAGUCGAGGCGUGCCAGGCUUAUUUGGAGAACAUCACUUACCAGAUGAACAAUAUGAGCUAUAACGAUCAGUCGAAGUACCUUGCCGGGCAGAUUGCGCUGCUAAAGGCGUGGUCGACGCGCGUCGCACACGAAGUGGCAGACAAUGCAGUUCAAAUUAUGGGUGGUCGUGGUUUGACAACGACGGGGUUGGGUGCGCCGAUUGAAAUGUACAACCGCACGUACAAGUUUGACGCAGUGCUAGGCGGCUCGGAGGAAAUCAUGUCGGAUCUCGGUAUUCGCCAAGCGAUUCGAUCCUAUCCGCGCGGUGCUCGACUCUAG